GGUGUUGUUGUUCUCAAUCACGUCCGCGUGCCGCCGUUAAAUCUGAUGAUUCAAACUUCUGAGGAGCUGAUAUUCUCGCGUUCUCGGAAAACACACAUAUUACGCAUCAAGUUUGAUCAUGUCUGCUGAGGUCGAAGAGUCAACACCCACCCAAGCCCCUGCUCCAGCAGCAACCAAAACGAAGAAGGCAUCGGCGAAGAAGGCAAAACCUGCCGUAACUGCUUCUCCAGCUAAAAAGAAGAAAAAGAAGAGCAAGGGGCCCGGCAAGUACAGCCAGCUGGUCAUUGAUGCGAUCCGCACCCUGGGCGAGAAAAACGGCUCGUCGCUUUUCAAGAUAUACAAUGAAGCGAAGAAAGUGAGCUGGUUUGAUCAGCAGAACGGUCGCGUGUAUCUGCGCUACUCCAUCCGCGCGCUCCUGCUCAACGACACGCUCGUGCAGGUCAAGGGACUGGGAGCCAACGGCUCAUUCAAGCUCAAUAAAAAGAAAUUUGAGAAAAAGUCAAAGAAGAGUGCCACCAAGGCGACCAAGACAGUAAAACCUGCAAAGCCGGCUUCCAAAAAAGACGUGACCAAGAAAGUGACUGCAAAGAAGAGCGCCAAAACGAGCCCCGUUAAAAAGAAGACCGCGAAGAAGACGAGUGUUAAGAAGGCGACACCCAAACCGAAGAAAGCAGCUGCCAAAAAGCCAAAAGUCGCGGCGAAGAAGGCAACCAAGGCGAAGAAAUCAAAAUAGACUUUCUUUGAAAUUGAAGAAUUAUAUUUUUGUAUAUAGCUUCUUGGAUAGAGAACCCAUAUCUAAGGGGAUUCGUUUUUUUAUUUUUGAUAUUUCUGUUUAUUUUAGGUAUGCUGUCAUUUGGGGGUUGUACUAAGAAACGGCUUCAUAGAGACACACCCACUUUAGUUUCUGCAGUGCAAGACGCCAUGCUUUCCUGAAAUGGAAGUGACAGAUUGUUUCGUUUGCUGCACUAAACAGGACACUUGGUACUAGCUAACUAGACGAAGAUGAACGCUUUGUGAAUAUAAGCUAGCACAGUAUUUUUUUAACAACAAUUUCAUAUGAAAUGUUACUAAACUGCAAAAAACAACAUGUAUGUCAAAUAAACCUCUGAUUUUUUUUUUAUAAAAAUGACUGCAC
Molecule: messenger RNA, 1135 nt
Organism: Sinocyclocheilus anshuiensis
Lineage: Eukaryota; Metazoa; Chordata; Actinopteri; Cypriniformes; Cyprinidae
Product: histone H1x-like
Exons: 1
Coding region: 119-733 (204 amino acids)
Biological process (GO): nucleosome assembly
Cellular component (GO): nucleosome
Molecular function (GO): structural constituent of chromatin; DNA binding
Source: RefSeq, a predicted model, not a curated record